Erpetoichthys calabaricus (reedfish) is the source of this 2928-nucleotide messenger RNA. Its product is annotated as nectin-4-like. Bases 553 to 2751 code for a protein of 732 amino acids. Gene Ontology annotation, biological process: heterophilic cell-cell adhesion; homophilic cell-cell adhesion. Gene Ontology annotation, cellular component: adherens junction. The transcript has 13 exons. Lineage: Eukaryota; Metazoa; Chordata; Cladistia; Polypteriformes; Polypteridae. The record is from RefSeq and is a predicted model, not a curated record.
UUUUUAAGUACCAAAAGGUUGAGAAAACAAGCCGUUUCUGACGAAAUUGCCCACGGGUGUGUCUCCGGGUGCCUGUGAGUAAGAGAGUAAAAAAAAAGAGAGAGAGAGAGAAAGCGAGCGAGGUGUGUAAUUGAGAAAAGGUGAGAACAGAGCGGAGCUGUACAGUUAAACGUUUGACAGGUGGAUUGAAAAGCCGCGCCACACACCUUGCGCUUUCUCCAUGGGCUCCGCGCCGCACGGCCUGCGGUCCAAAGGUCCUCUCCUCGUUUGGGGAGAGUGAAUAAGCUGGCUGUGCUUCCAGCGUCAAGAAAUCCUGUGGUUUUUUUUCUUGGCGUUUGUUCGCGCUAAGGUGAGGUGAGCAGAGCUGGGUCAGGUAGACUACACGCUUUCUACUUCGCGACCUGAAUUUCAAGUUUGACUUGUGGCGAGGCGGACAGGCGCUGGAGUUCUGGGGGAUUUUAAAGAAGACAGAUUUGUUUCUUUACAAUAAUAACCUACAAAAUAACAAGAAACCCUGGAGUACUGUGAAAUAUAACGCUGAGAACAUUUUGGAUGUAUAAAGUAGGGAGGAAAAAAGCAGUCGCUAUGAAUCGCCCAAGGCCGGGAGGCGCAGCUGUUGGCCGGACUGAGGGUCUUCUUCUCUUCUUUUUGUCGGCGGGACUGUUCGGCCCAGCUCUAGCAAACUUUGUGGAACCCUCAUCACAAUUCUCCACCUUUUCUGCUGUUCAAGAAGAGACAGCUUAUCUGCCAUGCAAGUUUGAACCUCAGCCAGGUCAAAAUAUCCAGCAGGUCUCCUGGUUUCGAGUGGAAACUGAGAAUAGUAAGAUUACGACAAAGGAGCAGAUCAUCUUGUUUCAUCAUCAGUUUGGCCAAGAAGUGUAUGAGCCUUAUGUUGGAAAAGCAAGUCUAGAAAAAGCCAAAGAGUCCCUGAAUGAUGCCACUCUUCUGCUCAGAAAGGUGGAGGUUAAAGAUGAGGGACAGUACCUGUGUCAGGUGGCAACUUUCCCAUCUGGCAACUUUGACAUAAUCAUGAAGCUCAAUGUUCUAAUAUCUCCAGUUUCCAGCUUGGAUCCCACUUUGCCACCUCUAACUGAAGGAUCUGGGAUUGUUGUUGUAGCGACUUGUACUUCUUGGGGUCGUCCUAAUCCUCUUCUCUCUUGGGAUACAAAGCUUAAUGGUGCAGUUGAAACCAGUAUUGCAGCUGGAGGAAAAGUAACAACAAAGUACUCUGUACAGCCCAACCGAGCUAUGAAUGGGAAACAGCUGGACUGCCUGAUCUCACACCCGAGUUUUCCAGAACCUCGAAGGAUUAAGUACAAUCUUGUUGUUCACUAUGCUCCUGAUGUGAAGCUUGAAGUCCAGCCAGACGACUGGUACUUGGGCAUGGAGGGAGCUUCAUUGAAAUGUAUUGGUACAGGAAAUCCUAACCCACACAAUUUCACUUGGAGCUGGGACAAUGGUGACCUUCCAAAUGGUAUAAAAGUAGACAAUGACACUAUGAAGUUCACACGACCACUGUUGCCCACUGAUGCCGGACGCUACCACUGUCAUGCAGAGAACAGAGCAGGUUCUGGGACCAGUUUUCGGCAGAUAAAUGUGGCAGAAUCUGCUGCAACAAAGGCUGACUUCAUCUCUUUGUCCAUCAUUGCUGCAGCAGUCAUUACAGCUGUCCUGCUGCUAGUUCUGUUCAUAUCUGUGUUUCUGCUGAACCGCUAUCACAAGAGGAAAAACAAGAAGUUAGAGAUGGAACUGAACUCAAAGAAUGAGGAGCUCUCCAACAUUUCAAGACAAACCUCCGUUAGAAGGCUGAACUCCAUAGGCACAGACCCCAGGUCGCAGAAUGAUGAUCCUCUCAUUGGGCAUGUGGACAGUGCGAUGAGAAGCAGCAUGUCUUCUCUGGGGGAGAAUACCACCCACUAUCGAGACAGCCGUUCCACUGUAUCUGCAGGCCGAGGGUCAGACCUAAUAGGUCGCUCCCCCACUGCACCCCUUCUAAAGAAUGAAGAGGACAGGGAGCAAGAAGAAAACCUUCACAACAUUAAGAAAUGUGGAGAACCUCUGAUUCGACACUGCCAGAGUCGCUCAUCUUUUGGGGAUUGUUGCUUGCACCCUCCCCUUCACCCAUAUGCAGUUGGAAAUGAGCAGAGAAGUAACCGAAUGAUUGAUCAGAUCUGUGAACAGGAGAGGCAGCAAGAAAUCCUCAUGCAAAGCUCCUCUGAGCUUUCCAAAUUGAAUGAAGAAGGAUUUGUAAGAAAUAGUCACACUAGAGUCUCUCUUGGGGACCCCCGUACACAGCGACCUGCUCACCCUUCCCUUAUGAGAAAUGGAAAGCCCCCACUUUAUUCAUAUGGGAAACCAGAACGUCGCUCAAUGGACAAUCUUGAUGACAAUAACUACAGCCAGCAACUGCACGUGGAGACCUUCCAGCGGAACUGCCAUGGUCGCUAUUCAUUAAGGGAACAGUCUUUACCUCCUCCGCUAUACCCAACCCUACUGAGGAACAAGAAGCCAGGAAACUUGCAAAAUGAAAGGGCAAAAAAAAUGCAACAGUCUCAGGACAGUCUGGGGCCAGAGAAUUCAUAUGAGGAAACCAGUGAGGAAGGCGAUAAGGAGAAAGUUGAUGACCGGGAAACCGAGAGUUCUGGAAUCUCCGAGACAUUCACUAGCCACUUUCAUAUUGACAAUGGGACACUUCGACCUAAAACAGAAGCAAAUGGCAUGAUCCUCCCUCAAAGGGGUCAUCUAGUGUGAAAUGCCCCCACUUUAUAGUAGACUGUAAAAACUAUGGCAGCAUCCAUGAGAAAUGGUGAUUUUUUUUUUUUGACUUUUGAAGCCUGACAAAGUAACGGUGGUGAAGGGCAGAAGGCAUUGUUUUAAACAAAUCUGAACCUGUUGAAAUGUAUAAAUUAAAAUGCAUUGUGGCUGCCA